AUGGUGCACAGUUCUGUGCCUUCAAGCUCACCGCAUGGAACCAGUGCUCCCGUUAUCGAAUACGUCUGCCUUUUCACACAUGAUUUGCGGAGGAAACAGAAACGAUGGCAAGAUGGACGCCUGAAAUUGCACACCUUUAACGGACGGAUCAUGGUUUACGAUGAGAGGGGCAACUUUGUAGGAGACACUCAUUGGCGAGAGGAUUACGACUUCGGCGAAGGCGAAGAGUUCGACCUAGAGAGAGGUAAUACUAUUGUCCAGGCAGGUGAAUGUGUUGGAAGCCGACAGCAGGACCUCACGGAAAUUGUCGACAAGAGAAUCCAGGAAAAGGCAGAAAGACAGGCAGAAAGGCGGGCAGCUGCAGCCGCUCGCCAACCUUCUAUCAGACCUGUGCCAGCCCUCAGCAUAACCCAUUCAAGAUUACAUCAAUUACCACCGCGGCAUAGGCCACUACUUCAGUUGAUUGGAACGCCGACGGGACAUCAUGGGCGUGCAUAUGUACCUCCCGAAUCUCCGUUCGAGGAGCGCCAGAGGGCAAAUGCACAAGAACCAGACGAAAGUCUUCAACCCGCCAAGAGGCGCAAACGGGAAGCGAGUCCACCGAGUAAAAAUGGCUACGCCCAAAGUCUCUUUGGAGCAUCCUUGACCCUUUCG
Messenger RNA from Pseudomassariella vexata, 654 nucleotides. RefSeq lists its product as uncharacterized. The annotation marks the transcript as partial. Gene Ontology annotation, biological process: double-strand break repair. The record is from RefSeq and is a predicted model, not a curated record. Gene Ontology annotation, cellular component: site of double-strand break; nucleus. The transcript has a single exon. NCBI's taxonomy places the organism in Eukaryota, Fungi, Ascomycota, Sordariomycetes, Amphisphaeriales, Pseudomassariaceae.